Hibiscus syriacus is the source of this 1175-nucleotide messenger RNA. Its product is annotated as tropinone reductase homolog At5g06060-like. The record is from RefSeq and is a predicted model, not a curated record. Gene Ontology annotation, molecular function: oxidoreductase activity. NCBI's taxonomy places the organism in Eukaryota, Viridiplantae, Streptophyta, Magnoliopsida, Malvales, Malvaceae. The coding region runs from base 324 to 1175 and encodes 283 amino acids. The transcript is spliced from 5 exons.
CCCUCGCAUAUAUAAUGGGACCCCAAAAUUUUGAGAUUUUAGAAUUAAAACAGAAGAAGAAACUAGAGAAGGUGAACAAGAUGGAUUGAGGUCAAAGGUAAUAAUACUAAGGUUCUCAUGAUGGAGUUGCAAUCUGUAUUUAGGAUUUCCGAAGCUAAGAUCAAACAUUGCCACAGAAUUAGUAAAGUGCCGUACGAUUUGAUUUCUGUGGCUGAAGAUCAACCCCAUUUCACCCAUAUCAUCCACAAUAUGUCUGUCUCUUUCUCUCUGUGUGUGUAUUAACAGAGAAACAAAGAAAGAAACUAAAGCUGAGAGGUAAGAAAAUGGGGCGUAGCUAUGACAGUCGGUGGAGUCUUCAUGGCAUGACGGCACUCGUCACCGGUGGAACCAAAGGUAUCGGGCAUGCAAACGUGGAGGAAUUAGCAGGACUCGGAGCAAAAGUGCACACAUGCUCUCGAACCGAAUCCGAGCUCGAUGAUUGCUUACUCGAAUGGAAAGCAAAGGGUCUCCAUGUCACAGGUUCAGUGUGUGAUGUUUCAGAUCGAGCACAAAGGGAAUCACUAUUGAACACAGUUUCCUCCGAGUUCAAUGGCAAGCUUAACAUCGUGAUAAAUAAUGUUGGAACGAACAUAGGGAAAAUGGUGUCGGAUUACACAGCAAAAGACGUUGCGUUUCUAACGAGUACCAACUUCGAAUCGGCUUAUAACAUCAGCGUACUAGCUCAUCCUCUUUUGAAAGCUUCAGCAGCCGGAAGCAUUGUGUUUAUCUCUUCGAUCAUUUCUACAAAACCUGCAUAUUUUGCACCUAUAUAUGGAGCCAACAAAGGGGCCAUGAACCAACUUGCAAAACACUUGGCAUAUGAUUGGGCAGGAGAUAACAUUAGGGUCAAUACUGUUGCACCUGCUGUGAUCAAAACUCCACUUGCUCAACGUUUCUUUGAAGGUCAUGAAGAACUAAUAGAGACAGCCGUAAGUCGAACACCAAUAGGGCGGUUAGGGGAGCCGGAGGAAGUAUCGGCGAUGGUGGCAUUCCUCUGCCUACCGGCGGCUUCGUAUGUAACAGGGCAGCUUAUUUACGUUGAUGGAGGGAUGACGACGAAUGGCAUUUACUUUCCACACAAAAAAAUAAAAAACACCAUGAGCUGUGUGAGUUUGUAUGUAGUUGGCAAAUUGUGA